UCCGACUUCAUUCCCGACGAGUUCCGCUCAACACUCGCGCGUCCGGGCGAGGUUGGCUUAUAUCGGGGGUCGAAAAAGAAAUGCGUCCACUCUGGGACGGCGCCCUGUCAGAGAUGUCAGAACUCAGAAAUUGAGGGUUGUAUACUCAGCAGACCAGUAACCAAAACACCCCAAAAUCCGAGAUACAGGUCACAGUCUACAAACCAUCCGUAUGAACGACCGCUUCCUCGGGAUGUGCUCGAGUCACCUGGGCCAAGACCUACUACGGAAGAAGUAGGCUCUACAGACCAAUCUAAUACAUCAAUACCUGGUCCACAUGCAAGCAGGUUGACAGUCGACAGGCAUCUGACCAAUUUGUCAGGAGAUAUCAUAUUAAAGUCCUUGAAUGGAUUCACAGGCAAAUAUCCAGAACUUGCAAUUCUUAACCAUGCGGCUUUCGUCAAAGAAUACCGGUUGUCACCAAUUCCGCCUGAGAGCAAGAUUCUACUUGCAGCCAUCUUGGCAUCGUCUAGGUCUCAAUUCUCUCUACUCAAUCCGCCGUGGGUUGAUUCAUUGCUAGCAAGAGAACACUAUGCCCAUUAUGCGCACGAGAUGCUAUCGGAGUGGUCAUUCAAAGCACCAAAACUUCAAGUUGCACAGGCUCUUUUGAUCAUGAGUCUUUAUGAAUGGGGCUCUCGGGAGUUUCAUCGAGCUUGGAUCUACUGCGGAAUUGCAAUCCGAAUCAUGCAAGCUCUAAACAGUCUAAGAGUUGCCCCUUAUCCUCUUGAUCCGACACCUCCAGGCCAACGAGAUGCCAUCUCAGUUGCAAUUGAGAACAGAACAGUCUGGGCCUGCUUUAUCAUCGAUCGAAUGGUUAGUUCUGGAACCUACAACCCGCCGAUGCUACCCAUGUCAGAAAUGGACAAGCUUAAGAUCAAUCGCCCACUGAGUGCUGUUGAGUUUGCAUUUGGGCCAUCAGAUCUUUCUUCUCAAAAUACGGGCCUUGAUCCUAGUUUUGCGACUGCAAGACAUGGGCAAACUGCGCCCUUGGACAUCACACAAUCUUUUGAAGUUCUUGUGGCUGGUUUCGAUAUCUGGGCCCAUGUAAUGACAUUUAUCUUCAACGAUGGUCGACGCGCACCGGGAAUGUGUGCACCACAAAACUGCCCGUGGGCACUGGAAUCACCAUGGUCCAAAACGAGACGUCACCUUGAAGAAUGGAGAGCCAGUCAACAUCAUAGACUCCAUUAUCCGAAUAACAGCGUCGUGGCUCAUACGACUUUAGGAUGGGGCGAAUCCUUCACUUAUAUCAAUUUGCUAUAUUACACUUCUACCAUCAUGCUCCAUCGUGAGUACUUUCCGUUCUUGCCUACUCGAACAUCGAUUCCCAGAGGACCAGUUGAUCAGCCGACCCUCGAGGCGGAAGCACCUGAAGGCUGGUGGGAUAAAAGUGCUUCUGCCCUUUUUGGUGCGGCAGAAGAGAUUGCCAAAAUUUUGCACGAUGCCUCUGAUUGUGGAUCAGAAAUGCUUAUUCCAUUUGUCGGAUUUUGUGCUUUUUCUGCGGCAUAUAUGAAUCUUUAUGUCUCCCUAUAUCCACAGAUGAAUUUUGGCCGCAGUCCGAAUGCAGAUACCCAUCUAAAGUACUGUCUGGCCUACCUUGAAAAAUUCAGACAUGUGUGGAAGCUCGGUGAAAGUUGGAUUGCAACCAUCAAUCAUGCAACCAUUUUGUAUCAACGAGCGGCGUCGGACAGAUCACGAUACCAAGGAAAGACACGGACAGACUUCAAUGUCUUGCAUCAAUCUUUACAUGAAUUUCGUGUGCCUGAUAGAUCCGAUCAGCAUCUCCAGGAAAUUGAGGGCGCAGAGACACCUUCUCUUCCGUCCAUUCCUGAUUCUAUUCUGGAAUCCGACGUUCGAUCUGAUAUGCUAGAUCUGGACAUGCCCCUCAGCAAUUUACUGAGUGAGGUCAGUACAUAUGCUCACGAGCAAGGCAUGUGGUCACACUGGUGGCCUCCAUUGGAUGAGGUGAACCUUGCACCUCAUGACAUACAGCCAUGA
This is a messenger RNA of Penicillium nucicola, 2037 nucleotides long. RefSeq names its product fungal specific transcription factor domain-containing protein. The record is from RefSeq and is a predicted model, not a curated record. The annotation marks the transcript as partial. Gene Ontology annotation, biological process: DNA-templated transcription. Gene Ontology annotation, molecular function: zinc ion binding; DNA binding. Lineage: Eukaryota; Fungi; Ascomycota; Eurotiomycetes; Eurotiales; Aspergillaceae. The transcript is spliced from 5 exons. Gene Ontology annotation, cellular component: nucleus.